Aspergillus wentii DTO 134E9 is the source of this 252-nucleotide messenger RNA. RefSeq lists its product as uncharacterized. Lineage: Eukaryota; Fungi; Ascomycota; Eurotiomycetes; Eurotiales; Aspergillaceae. The record is from RefSeq and is a predicted model, not a curated record. Bases 1 to 252 code for a protein of 83 amino acids. The transcript is spliced from 5 exons.
AUGUAUCCCACCACCAUCUUGAGGAUGCAGGCCUCGCGUCCUUUGUACCACCCCUCUCCUAAGGAGAACCAAAGUGCGCACACCAUCUCCCAGCGUCUGCGCACCUUGAAGCGUAUUCCCCCAGAGUUGAUUCCUCUCGGUGUUGUCCUUGGCGUUGCCGUCGGAGCCGCCAUCUACUCCAGCACCAAGAAGCUCAUGACCGACAAGACCCUGCGUCUCUACCGCAACAAGCCUGAGGACCGCGAGCACUAA